This is a messenger RNA of Periophthalmus magnuspinnatus, 2033 nucleotides long. RefSeq names its product probable gluconokinase. Gene Ontology annotation, molecular function: gluconokinase activity. The record is from RefSeq and is a predicted model, not a curated record. The transcript has 6 exons. Bases 126 to 716 code for a protein of 196 amino acids. Gene Ontology annotation, cellular component: cytoplasm. NCBI's taxonomy places the organism in Eukaryota, Metazoa, Chordata, Actinopteri, Gobiiformes, Gobiidae.
UGCACUUCCGCCAUAGGUAGUCCACAGUUCAGCAUCAUGGUCAUUUUAGACAGAAACUUUGGUGAAUAACAGUUGCUUUCCAUGGAUUAAUAAGCUGGCUGGACUGAACUGGUGCCUUUAACAUCAUGAUCUAUAUCCUGAUGGGAGUGUCUGGGUGUGGAAAGAGUUCUUUAGGUGCUGUCCUCUCUCAAAAGUUUGGUUGGCCCCUUCAUGAAGGAGAUGAGUUUCACCCUCUGGAGAACAUUGAGAAGAUGGCCCGAGGAGAGGCUCUCACUGACCAGGACAGGUUUCCUUGGCUCCUCAGACUGCAUGAAGUCAUAGAGAGAGAGCGAUGUUGUGGCGGUAACGCUCUGGUUGCUUGCUCCGCUCUCAAACGCCUCUACAGACAGAUCCUUCUCUACGGCACCAGAGCCUUCACCUGCUCUCAGUCAGGUUCUCAACAGGAAGUCCCGCCUCCUCCUCCCCUUCCUCCUGCCUGUUCGGACAUCUGCUUCCUUUUCCUACACGGAGAUUAUCAUGUGAUCUAUCAAAGACUGGCCUCUCGAAAAGGUCACUAUAUGAAAGCUAUCCUGCUCCGGUCUCAGUUUGACACUUUAGAGCCUCCAUCAGAUGAAGAGAACGUGCUGUCUUUGGACAUAACCACAAACACAAUCACAGACAUGGUGGAAAAAGUGGAGAAGCAUCUAAUGAGCCGUAAGAAACUCUUAUUGGUCUAAACAAAGGUGUAACAUGUGACAGACACAAUACACAAUACACUCAGCAGUUACCAUGGUGAGAUAAAGCACACAUUAGAAAACACAGCCAAAAAGUUUUAAAUGGUCUGAAUAAUAUAAAAAAUGUAUUUAAACAACACAUUUUCAGGUGCCUGUAAUCAAUCUGAGCGUCCAUGGUUCUGUUUAGGUCUUUUAUUUAUCUUAAAGGUAAGUGACUAUAUGAAAAACUGUUCUUAAUGCUAGCUAGCUUGUGACUGUAAUGUUAUUUGAGAGGGACUUCGUUAACAGCACGGUUCAGCUCUCCUUUUGUAGCUCCAACUAGGUCAGUUCUUUAUGGUCAGACUGUGUUAAAACAAAGCUCAGAGUCUAACAUGAGAAACAAAGCUUCAGACAGAGCAGUGCCUCUAGUUAGCAUCACAUCCUCUGGGAAUGUUGAUGACAUCAGCUGCAAAGAAUUAUUUAGUCAGAAGGUACAUUAAUAUGGCUAGUAAAAAUCAGAUAAUCAGAAUAAUCAAAUAUCGCUAUACAGUAAUUAGAUCAGAUUUUGUAUGAGCACAAAAGACAUGAUCCUCAAAACACCUGGUGACAAUUAAAGGUUCAGUAUGUCACUUUCUGCAUGAUUCUAAGGAAAGUUAAAACCAUACUUUGGCAAACAAUUGAUCUAUCGCCAUGGAGAUUAUAGCCAAAGGAACUUUUCCAUGGACGCAAGCAGGAGGAGGUCCUCCUUCAAACAAAAUCAGAGUCAUGUUUACGGACCACUCAUAGUAAGGACAUGUGACAUGCAGUGAACACAACAGUCGAUUUAUUUUUUGCCUAAAACGUUAAUUGGUGGAUUUUAUGAGUAAAUGUGGUAUUUGGAAGACAUAGUACACUGAAUUUUCAAAUAAUUAUUUCAGUUUUGUCAGAUAACUCGCAUAGAUAACAUUUCAAUAAACUGAUAAUUCUAAAAAUCAGAUUAUUGAUCAGAUCUUUGGUGUGCAUUUAAACAGCCAGUGUUCGUGGCCCAGGUUUGGUCUACCUUCUAAACUUCUGUGCAACAAGAUACUUUCAUAUCAAAAAGUAAAUUUUAAGUGAAUAUGGUAGCUAAAUCUCUUAUCAUUUCAGUUGUGUGGUUUGCAGUGUUUUUGAUACUGUGAUGAAGGGGUAAUUAAUGCAUUUUACUAGAGCCUUUACACUAUGAAUUAAUUAUUGUGAUAUUUAUUGUAUUUUUAUUUUGAGUUUUGGUAACAAAACUGGAUGUUUCAUUACAUAAGUGGACAUAAUCAGUCUUAUAUAACUGUUUUAAAUAUUUCUAGGCAAUAAACACUGUGAUGUUCUUUU